Molecule: messenger RNA, 2322 nt
Organism: Oncorhynchus gorbuscha (pink salmon)
Lineage: Eukaryota; Metazoa; Chordata; Actinopteri; Salmoniformes; Salmonidae
Product: putative transcription factor Ovo-like 1
Exons: 5
Coding region: 470-1465 (331 amino acids)
Biological process (GO): epidermal cell differentiation; regulation of transcription by RNA polymerase II
Cellular component (GO): nucleus
Molecular function (GO): RNA polymerase II cis-regulatory region sequence-specific DNA binding; DNA-binding transcription factor activity, RNA polymerase II-specific
Source: RefSeq, a predicted model, not a curated record
CUAGCCUACCUGUGUCGUGCAUGGACCAACCUCUGAAUUCACCGUGUUGCGUGGCGCUGAAUCGGAAUAUCAGCAGUCUUACCUGACAAACUCCCGUUACUUUAAGUCGAGGAAUAGAACGUAACCUUGAAGUACGGGGACACCUGAACAAGAUAACUCACCUGUAAGCGACGGCAUUGCUGUUUUUGUGGAGUGUGUGGGCUUGGGGAGAAAAAGAACGGACACGCACAGAAAAGAAAAACGGGAUAGAAGACUGAAACUGCGGAGCUACAAAGUUUGUUGUAGAGGUGGAGAACAGAAAGGAGGGAGGACUGCGGGAAGAAACAGAAGGGAACGAUCCUUCCCGUUUUUUUUCUUUCACGAGUGGAAGGUAUAUUUUUUGAAGUACUUUUUUCACCAGUUUACCUGGAGCGUAUUGAUUCUACACAAACUUGACCGAAGAGGACAGUUUAACCGUAAAAAAACAACCAUGCCGCGAGCCUUCCUGGUAAAGAAGGCGAGAUACUCGCCCUAUAAGCGGAACUGGAGCGAGUUGCCAGACGACGAGCGCGGGGACGUAUAUAUACCAGUGUCUGUCUUCCCCGUGCCCUUAUUGGAGGAAACUGAAGCCAGUCCAGCAGAGACCGCCCCCUGUCUCGCCACGACGACGCACUACGAAUACACCAAAUACACACAGUCACACUCGGUGCGCAGCGUGAUGACCCCUACAGCGGAGAUGCCUUCGUGCACGGUGCUGGGUCAACCCCAGAGCCCUGGUCGGGAGUUAGAGGUCACGGGGUUAGAGGUGAAGAGGAGGGCACAGAGCAGUACCUAUGUCCGCUCCAAAAUCAAGGUGACUACAGGUGAGCUACCCAGUCAGAUUCCAAUACCUCCCCAGCCUUCCAUCCCUGAAAUCACCACACCUGUUUCCUUGACGACGUCCCCUACUGCCCUGGUCUCCACAGUAACGAAGUCAGGGACAGGUGCUCAGGCGUCAUUUGUGUGCAAGAUGUGUCAGAAGGUGUUCCAGUACCAGAGGAUGUUGAACCGACACCUGAAGUGUCACAGUGAUACUAAGAGACACCUGUGUAACCACUGUGGUAAAGGAUUCAACGACACCUUUGACCUGAAGAGACACGUCAGAACACACACAGGAGUGCGUCCCUACAAGUGCUCUCUGUGUGACAAGGCCUUCACCCAGCGCUGCUCUCUAGAGUCUCACAUGAAGAAGAUCCACGGUGUGACCCUGCAGUACGCCUAUAAAGAGAGACGCAACAAACUCUACGUCUGUGAGGAGUGUGGCCACACCGCCCCUUCCCAGGAUACACUGCUCAAACACUACCACGCCCUACAUCCCAACUCCGCCUUCCUGAGGGGGAAGGGGCUGAAAGGGGGGAGAGGGGCAGAGGGGGAGGAGUCGAUGCCUGGGUCGCCGCUUUCGAAUGACCAGGAUAGUGAUGAUACUACAGGGUCUGGGGUGCAGUAGAAAGAAGGGGCUGAAGGAGAGGGGAAGGGUAGGAAUACAACGGUUGUCUCUGUUGAAACUGUCGUCGGGUAAAUCUGAAACGUUAAGGGAACGUCCAUUUGAAAUAUGAGACCUGUUGAGAUUAGGAUUGAGAUUAUUCUAGGUUUCACCUGGAACUCUCCUCCCGAUGUAGAUUGUCUGUACAAAAAAAAAACACAACUCUAUAUAUUCAGUAAAGGGAUUAAUAUAUUUAAAUAUGUACUUUGCUAUGAAUUUAUACAGUGUGUUUUAAUGCUAUUAUGCAUUUGAUUGAUGAAAAUAACCAAUGUUUGUUUUGGGGUUUACACUACUGAAAGUUCCAAAUGGUGGUUUAUGGGAAAUCUUUUGCACAACUACUGUACACUGUAGUACUACUAUAAGAUGCUGUAUCUACUGCAAUACCAAGGUUGGGCUCAAUUCCUUUUCAAUUCUCGUCAAUUCAUAAAAUACACUGUAAUUCAAAUGCUCUUCUAUGCUUUUUUUGAGGAAAAUUUGGACUUGGUUUUACAUUCUGAAUGAACUAUAACUGUACAAUUGAAAUGGAAUUGACCCAUAACCCUUGUCUUAUGCAACUGCAACGACUGUUGAAAGAAAGAGAUUGUGCAACAAAGUGCCGGUCAUGUUUACAUUCAUAUCCAAUAGGACUUGGAAAGGAUCCAACUAUUACAGAAGAGAUUUACUACUUUCAUACUGGAAAAGCACAGUGAGAUUAUUCUAGCCUGGUCCCAGGUCUGUUUGUGUUGUAUCUCCACUCCACUAUAGCCUGGUCCCAGGUCUGUUUGUGUUGUAUAGCCAUCUCUCCUCUACUAUAGCCUGGUCCCAGGUCUGUUUGUGUUGUA